Molecule: messenger RNA, 4395 nt
Organism: Quercus robur (English oak)
Lineage: Eukaryota; Viridiplantae; Streptophyta; Magnoliopsida; Fagales; Fagaceae
Exons: 3
Coding region: 1-4395 (1464 amino acids)
Molecular function (GO): RNA-DNA hybrid ribonuclease activity; nucleic acid binding
Source: RefSeq, a predicted model, not a curated record
AUGAAUGUCAAUCCUGCCCCAAUCAAAAUUUCAACAAAAAAUGUGAAGGCCAAUGAAAAGAGGCCUGAAGGAGGUCAACAACGUGAGACGCGUCGCUCAUCACUUAAGGAAUGGGAACAAAAAGUCUAUCCUUUCCUAGACGCCGAUAUGCCUGAAAUGCUAGAACAACUGCUCAAGUUGAAAUUAAUUGAAUUGCCAGAAUGCAAACGACCGGAAGAGAUGAGAAAAGUUGAUGACCCGAACUAUUGUAGGUAUCAUCGCAUCAUAAGUCAUCCAAUCCAAAAAUGCUUUGUUCUUAAAGAACUCAUCAUGAAGCUAGCCAAGGAAAGGAAAAUCGAUUUGGAUUUUAAUGAUGUUGAACCGGUUCAAGUUCAGCUCUCACAAAAAGCACCUCAUUAUAGUUCAAACGAUGAUAAAAGGUCAACGACGGAUGAGGAAGAAGGUUGGACAAUGAUUGUUCUCAAGAGAUGGAAGAAGAAACGAGCAUUCCCUCUUCAUUUGAUCACCCAAGAGUCCAAAAGAGCACAAAACCAGAUUCAGCCUUGGUCAAAAAGAAUGAGUGAUAAGAGGCAAAGGAGACUGGGAACAAAAGUCGAUGAAGUUGAACCCUUGCAAUCCUCCACAUCACUAAAAGAAGUGCUCACCCGAGCUCUUGAGGAGCCAGAGAUAUACGCCCCUCAUACCAAUACGCUUCAACAAACACAGGGAUGUUACGCAUACUCUCCAGAUUUGACUUUCACUGAUGAGGAUCUAUUGUUAGGCUCUAAGCCCCACAAUUGCCCACUCUAUGUCUCUAGUUAUGCUCGUAAACAAAGGAUCGAGCGUAUCCUUGUUGAUGGAGGUUCAGCCGUUAACAUACUUCCAAAAAUUACCAUGAAACGACUGGGUUUUACUAUGGAAGAAUUAUCACACAGUCGUUUGGUCAUCCAAGGUUUUAAUCAAGGAGGACAACGUGCAAUCGGCCUAAUCCACCUAGAAUUAUCCAUUGGAGAAUUGAAAAGCAACGUCUUGUUCCACGUCAUUGACGCUAAGACGACCUACAACAUGUUGUUAGGACGUCCUUGGAUCCAUGAAAAUGGAAUAGUGCCAUCAACCUUGCAUCAAUGCUUCAAGUUCUUUCAAAAUGGAAUAAAAAAGGUCGAUGCCGAUUUAAAGCCUUUUGCAGAAACCGAAGCUCAUUUUGCUGAUGCAAAAUUUUAUGCAAAAGAAGACAUUUCUAGCGAGGUUCUUCCAAUUGAGAUCCCGUCUAUGAAAGGUAAACAAGAUGAAAAGGAGCAUGUUAAAUUCAUCGCCAAAAAGGACAUCUCUUCCCCAAAGAAAGUUCCAGAACCAUUCCUCCGGUAUAUACCAUUAUCACAUCGCAAGAAUGGACAAUCACCGUUCGCGGAAUGCCUUCAACCUACGAAAGACAUGGGGAGACCUGCAAAGCUCACGAUGGAGGAUGUAGCCAUAUUGAAAGAAAAUCAUGUCAUGCCUUUAACUUCAUCUACAAAUCCUUUGCCCUCGAAGCCGUUAAAUGGAUUCGUGAGAUCUUCGCAAAGUCCGAUAGAGCAUGGUAUUCUACCAAGUGAGCAGACGAAAGAAUGGUUCGACCCAAAGGCAUAUAGGCUGUUAGCCAAAGCAAGCUACGAUUUCUCAAAACAAGAAGACUUAGGGAAGCUAAUUCCAGAAGCCACCGGAGAAAAGAUGCAUGGCCUUAGCAAAACACAAAGGAAAAUGCGGCUUGAAGGGCAUAAAAUUCCUAUCCCAAAGACCGGAUUAGGUUAUACUCCCGAACAACCAGCUCGAAUAUGGAUCAAGAAAAGAAGAGAUCCUUCGAGUUCUCAAUACAUAACGGUGGAGGUCGGCGAAAGUUCAAAUCAAAGAAAAGACCAUUCUUCACCCCAUGUCUCAGAGUUUGAUCGCAUCGAGGCCUCGUCAUCACGAAUCACAGUGUUCGACAGGUUAAAUACAACUUGUUUAACACCAAAUCGGGACACUCUUGCUUGUAAAUCAGUCUUUGAUCGACUGGGGGCAACGAAAAGGCCUAUUGAUAGUCAUUCUCAAAGUUCAAUAAACUUUGACGUUCAAGGGGAGAAGAAAGCCAAUGAUGAGAUCCGCAGUAGCAUUCCUUCACGCAUGAAACGUAACUUUACCUUGGAGAUCAACACUGAAGGAUCGCUCAAAGUCAAAAGACGAACGAUUGUACAUACAAGUCAGUCACCCGUCCAUGAUGAGGAAAUUGAAGAGGUAUCAUCUUCGUUUCAUAUUACAAUAGAAGAGGGUACACUGUCAGAUGCUGAAGCAACCAAUGAAGAGGUCGAUGAAGCUCCUCCAGCCUUGGAAGAUGGAGGACAAGCUACAGUUGAUGAACUUAAAGAGAUCAAUUUAGGAACUGUUGAAGAACCCCGACCAACUUUCAUCAGUGCGCUUCUUACCCCUGAAGAAGAAGAAGGAUACCUCAAGCUCCUAGUAGAGUACAAAGAUGUGUUCGCUUGGACUUACAAGGAAAUGCCUGGGCUCAAUCCAAGUAUUGCUUUACACCAUUUGGCAGUAAAGAAAGGCGUGCGCCCAGUCAAACAAGCUCAAAGACGCUUUCGGCCAGAGCUUAUCCCUCAAAUAGAAACCGAGGUCAAUAAGCUCAUUGAAGCAGGCUUCAUUCGUGAAGUGCAGUACCCGGAAUGGAUUGCUAACAUCGUCCCUGUCAAGAAGAAGAAUGGACAAAUCCGAGUGUGCGUUGACUUCCGUGAUUUGAACAAUGCAUGUCCCAAAGAUGAUUUUCCAUUACCCAUCACUGAGGUCAUGGUUGAUGCCACUACCGAUCAUGAAGCUUUAUCUUUCAUGGAUGGAUCUUCGGGUUACAACCAAAUUCGAAUGAAUCCUAAGGAUGAGCAGCUUACAGCUUUUCGUACCCCUAAGGGAAUUUACUGUUACAAAGUGAUGCCUUUUGGACUAAAGAAUGCUGGUGCUACUUAUCAACGGGUCAUGCAGAAGAUCUUUGAUAAUGUACUUCAUAAAUACGUGGAGUGUUAUGUCGAUGAUCUGGUGGUUAAAACAAAAAGGAGGGAAGACCAUCUGGUAGAUCUACGAUCCGUGUUCACUCGCUUGAGAAAGUAUCAGCUUAAGAUGAACCCCCGCAAAUGUGCUUUUGGCGUAACAUCUGGAAAAUUUCUUGGUUUCAUUGUGAGGCACCGCGGUAUUGAAAUUGACCAGUCCAAAAUUGAAGCUAUCCAGAAAAUGCUAGAGCCCAAGAAUCUGCGAGAACUUAGAGGCUUGCAGGGAAAACUGGCCUACAUACGACGAUUUAUCUCGAAUUUGGCCGGUCGAUGUCAACCUUUCAAUAGAUUGAUGAAAAAGGAUGUGCACUUUGAAUGGGAUGAGGCUUGCAGCAAUGCUUUUGCACGCAUCAAAACAUACUUACUUAAUCCUCCAGUUUUAGGUGCUCCUAUCCCAGGAAAGCCUUUGGUGCUGUAUAUUGCGGCCCAAGAAAGGUCUCUAGGUGCUCUUAUGGCACAAGAAAAUAAAGAGGGGAAAGAAAGAGCCCUUUAUUAUCUAAGUCGAACUCUCAAUAGGGCUGAAUUAAAUUAUUCUCCUAUUGAAAAGAUGUGUCUAGCUCUUUUCUUUGCCAUAGACAAACUGAAGCACUACAUGCAAGCAUAUAUGGUCCGUUUGAUAGCAAAGGUAGACCCAAUCAAAUAUGUCCUCUCUAGGCCAGUGAUUUCGAGUCGAAUAGCUCGAUGGGCAGUCUUGCUUCAGCAAUAUGACCUUGCAUACGUUCCACAAAAAGCCGUCAAAGGACAAGUAUUGGCAGAUUUCUUAGCUGAUCACCCAGUUCCGUCUGAUUGGGAGUUCUCUGAUGAUUUCCCAGAUGAAGAUGUGUUUUACAUUGAAGUAAUGCCACCAUGGGUGAUGUUUUUCGAUGGGGCUGCACGUCAAGAAGGAGCGGGGGCAGGUGUAGUGUUUGUUUCUCCACAACGGCAUAUACUUCUUUACUCGUUCUCAUUAAGUGAACUUUGCUCUAACAACGUAGCUGAAUAUCAAGCGUUGAUCAUCGGUCUCCAGAUGGCUAUUGAGAUGGGCAUAUCACAACUUGAGAUUUUGGGGGACUCCAAAUUAGUUAUCAACCAAAUCUUGGAGCAAUAUGACGUCAAGAAAGAAGACCUCAUCCCCUAUUGCAAAUAUGCGAAGAAGUUGCUAGCAAAUUUUGAAGUCAUCACAUUGGAGCAUAUACCAAGGAAGGAGAAUAGACAGGCCGAUGCUUUAGCUAAUUUGGCUACUGCCUUAGCAUUAUCCCAAGAAGAGACAACCAAAGUCGCUAUUUCCCAAAGGUGGGUGGUACCUCUCGUGGUUGAAGAAGAAGAAGAAGAGCAAGCCAACAUCAUUUCUGUAUGCCUUGUCGAAAAAGAAGAUUGGUGA